This is a messenger RNA of Crotalus tigris (Tiger rattlesnake), 1930 nucleotides long. RefSeq names its product proline-serine-threonine phosphatase interacting protein 2 (gene PSTPIP2). Gene Ontology annotation, cellular component: actin filament; plasma membrane; cytoplasm. Bases 213 to 1199 code for a protein of 328 amino acids. The record is from RefSeq and is a predicted model, not a curated record. The transcript is spliced from 15 exons. Gene Ontology annotation, molecular function: actin filament binding. Gene Ontology annotation, biological process: actin filament polymerization. NCBI's taxonomy places the organism in Eukaryota, Metazoa, Chordata, Lepidosauria, Squamata, Viperidae.
CGGAGCCCUCUUCUCCAGCCGUCGGUGGAGCGACAGCCUCCCCCACCUCCUCCCCAACCCCCCUGCCAUCCGGGCGGAGACUCAGCCGGCGGCCCGUCCCUCCUUCCCUCCCUCCGUCCCGGCGAGAGCAAGCGGGGAGCCCCGCCGCCCGGGCAGGACGGCCAGAAGCGCUGGGAGCCUCGCCGAGCCCUCCGCCCCUCCCGGCCGCCGCCAUGCGCGAGACCCUCUUCAAGGACAGCUUCUGGACAACAGACUUGAUCAGCACAGCUGGAUACGACAACAUUGUCCAGCACUUGAAUGACGGCCGGAAGAACUGCAAGGAAUUUGAGGACUUUUUGCGAGAAAGGGCUUCUAUAGAAGAAAGAUAUGGGAAGGAGCUGAUGAACCUGUCACGGAAGAAGCCGUGUGGACAGACAGAGCUAAACACCCUGAGAAGAGCACUGGAGGUUUUCAAGCAACGAGUGGAGACGGUCGGCCAGAUCCAUAUGCAGCUAGCCCAGAACCUCAGGGAAGAGGCCAAGAAAAUGGAGGAUUUCAGAGAAAAGCAAAAAUUCCACCGUAAAAAGAUUGAACUAAUAAUGGAUGCCAUUCAUAAAAACCGGAACCUGCAGUACAAGAAAACCUUAGAAGCCAAGAGGCUCUAUGAACAGCGAUGCAGAGACAAAGACGAAGCAGAACAAGCCGUUCAUCGGAGCAGCAACCUGGUUACACUGAAGCAGCAGGAAAAGCUGUUUGUGAAGCUUGCCCAGGCGAAGACAGCCCUGGAAGACUCGGACAGGCUGUAUCAGAAUAACGUCAACGCUCUCGAGAAGAUUAGGGAAGAGUGGCAGAACGAGCAUGUCAAGGCUUGCGAGUUCUUUGAGAGCCAAGAAUGUGAGCGGAUCAACUAUUUCCGGAAUGCUUUGUGGUUCCAUGUCAAUCAGCUGUCUGAAGCUUGCGUCAGGAAUGAUGAUAACUACGAAGAGAUCCGCAAAGCCCUGGAGCAGUGCAGCAUCGGGAACGACAUAGAGUGUUUCGUACAUAUUCGCAAGACCGGCAACAUCCCGCCAGCUCCUGUAGUCUACGAAAAUUAUUACAACACACAGCAGAACACAGGGCCUAGAAGAAGUCAGCCUCCAGUGCCUGGAGACCCCAGAUGCCCAUCCCUUCCAGUGAACCAGGGGAAGCUAACUACGCUUCUGUGGAUGGGUAUAGCUUAAUUCAUCCUCACUAGCCCAGAGAUGAUCUCGGAAUCUUUCCUUCGACGAUGCCUCUAUGAGGAAAAUGGAAUAGCAGCCAUUUUAAAAGCUGUCUCAAUCCCCUUCCUCAAAUGGAGUUUUGCUGAUUUUGGGGGGCGCAUUAAUUAUUCUUUAAAACAAGCCAAAGAGAACAUUUUGGAAAGGUGGAGGAUGCUUCCACAGCAGAAAAGUACUGAGACGACGCUAAUUUUUCUGGCAGAUAACACCAUUAUUUCUGUUGUUUUAUUCCUUUGAAAGAAGGGUGUUCGCAGGAUGUAGUUGAAAAAGUCAAGAUGACAGCUGUAGCAUCCACUGUAUUCUUAGAUCCACAAGUUUACCUUUUUUGGGACCACAUCUUUGGACCGCUGCCUUUUUUAUUCGUAGAAGGAGAGGGGUGUGUGACAUCUAAAGAAUUACACCUAUGUGUGAAUGACCUUGAAAGUGGAUUUCUCGGGAGACAUUGUAGCUUCUACCUGACCUACCUCACAGGGUGGUUGUGAGGAUGGAUCAAGACAAUCCCAUGAUAUUAGCCUUAAUUCUUGGAUCUUACUUAAUUAUGUUAGUUAGAGAGUAGUGGGAAAGCUUCUAGAGUUCUGAUUGCCUCCCCCCCCUUUUUUAUUUUUUAGUUUGCCCCAAAUCCGGUGAAAUCUAGAGCAAAUGGACUCUUCCUGAUUUGUUAAGCACUAAGAAUUAAACACUUAUUUGUCUGCAAA